GUGUUCUUUUAUUAUUGAUUUGGUUCUUUUAUCUCACAAAAUGACUCAAUUUGUCCUACAUGUUUGGUUAAAAUACAGGGAAAUACCUUAAGUUUGUAUUAAUUUCCAAAUUAUAUAAUUGGAAGAGGCUUUCUUAUAUAAAAGAAGAAAUCUAGCUAGAAAUCAUCUUACCUUAUUUGCUAUAAAUUUCUUAAUAUUUGCUAGAUGCUAAUGAUGCCAGAUGCUAAUGAUAAAUUUUAUCAUCUGUAUUAGGAAUUAAAUAUAAUUGAGGUGACCUGCUCUCCUGCUCACAUCUGAGAUCUUGUGGUACCGAACCAUUCCUUUUUGAACUAGAUAGGGCACAUCUCCAUUGUUGAGUGUUAGUUGUAGUCAUAACCCUUACUUCAAAGGUUUUAUAUUGUAAACGUUUGACUUGAUAUAAAAUUAUUUCUAUACAAGAUAAAAAAAGUACGGUCUUAUUUUAGUUCAUCUUAGAAUGCACAGGAGAAUAACUAUGCAAAGAAUGUGGAUAGAUAGUGCUUUUUCUCCCUUUCGAUUUUGUACUGCAAAAUACCCCAGGAAAUUGACACAAAACCAAAUCCAAAGACUUACACAGACAGUACAGUUCAAUUUUAGUGAAAAGAGUGAAGAAAUCUUCAAAAAAAUUCUUACAGACUCCAGUUUUUAUUUUCUUGGUGGAAUGGUAACUAGAUACCUACUUAGUUUCUUCUUGUGUUGGGUCUGUUGGGAGGAACUGAAUGUUGAUCCUCCUCACAUAUUUCCAUGGUAAAACUGAGCUCAUUUCAUUUGUCACUUAAUAUGUGCAUUAGGAAAACUUCAUAGCAGAAAAAAAUAUGUUUAUAUGAAGAUAUAAAAUGUCUAAACUGAAUGUGUAAUGAACAAAGGCUGACAAAGGAGGCUUGGGCUGCGAAACAGUAUCCUGAACGCUACAGAAAUGGGGACGGGAGGCAUGGGCAACAGAGAACUUUGUCCUGUUCAGAGAUCCCCAGAGGAUCCCUGUCCCCUCCCCCCAACCUCCUGCCAGAAUGUUGGAUUUCAAAGAAUGAACAGAUUAACGGAUAUCAGGAGUAGUGUGGCCUGGGUUGAGAAUAAGGAUAAUUUGCCUGAGUUAUAGUACUGGCUGGAUCAUUACAGUCUGCCCACAUGGCAUCUCUCUGUGAGGACAAAGGGAACUUACCCAAGGAACGUUAAAGCUACUGCUGUUGGAAGGAAGUCAUAUGGUAAGGGAACCAGAAAAGGCCAAGAGCAAGUAGAAAUACAGUCCCUAAGUCUGUAACCCCAAGAGCUGGACAGCAGCCAUCCCUAAGGGAGCCAGCCCAGAUCUGGGGCUGAUACUUGAGUCUCUGAGGCUCAACAUGCUAGGCAGAGCUGCUGCUGUAGGACGGAAGCCCUGCAGUGCCAACUGAUUCACAAUGGCUGUUUCAGUGGCAGCCUCUUUGAGACACCCUGCCUCUAUACUGUCAUCAUGGAAAAACCAAGGGGCCUCGAAAGAGGGUAAGGUAAAGUUUCAGAUUUGGGCUCAGCAGAAGAGGAACUUGAGGCUGGGGCAAGUGCCAGAACCCUCGUGUGUCAGAUUGGGGAUUGUGCUGCUGUUGGUGAUUUUCCUGCCAAGCAUGUACUGUGACCUGGGAUCUGUAUAUUACUCUUCUUAUGAAACGGUCAUCCCCAAGAGCCUGACAGUCAAGGGAAGGGAAGACCCAGUGGAAAAGGCAUCCUAUAUGCUCUUAAUGCAGGGCCAGAAAUGGAUGAUUCACCUGAAGGCGAAGAGAGACUUUUUUGUGAAGAACUUUCCAGUCUUCAGCUACCACAGUGGCGUCCUGGGGCAAGAAAUGCCUUUCAUCUCACAUGACUGUCACUAUGAAGGCUACAUAGAAGGAGUCCCGGGUUCUUUUGUUUCUCUCAACACCUGUUCAGGCCUCAGGGGCAUCCUGAUUAAGGAGGGGAAACCCUAUGGCCUUAAGCCCAAGGACGCUUCGAAACGCUCUGAACAUGUGUUGUACACGAUGGCACACCAAGCUCGAGUCUCCUGUGGGGUCACUUCCAAAGGCAGCCAAGUGGCGCCUGCCAGCCGGCAGCAGGGGAGCAGGAAGCCUCACAGUCCACAGGCACCGUCCUCCUUUUGGUCACACACCAAGUACGUGGAGAUGUUCGUCGUGGUCAACAACCAGCGGUUCCAAAUGUGGGGCAGUGACGUCAGUGAGACGGUCCAGAGGGUCAUGGACAUCACCGCUCUGGCCAACAGCUUCACCAGGGGGAUAAACACAGAGGUGGUGCUGGCUGGAAUGGAGAUUUGGACCGAGGGGGACCUCAUAGAAGUCCCGGCGGACCUGCAAGUUACACUCGGGAAUUUCAACAGCUGGAGACAGGAGAAGCUCUCCUGUCGCGUGAAGCACGAUGUUGCCCACAUGAUCGUUGGACAUCACCCUGAAGGAGACGUGGGACAGGCAUUUCUCAGUGGUGCCUGUUCAAGUGGCUUUGCGGCAGCCGUUGAGUCCUUCCAUCAUGAAGACGUCCUCCUGUUUGCAGCGCUCAUGGCCCAUGAGCUUGGGCACAACUUGGGUAUUCGGCACGACCACUCGGCCUGCGCUUGUAGAGAUAAACGCUUGUGCCUCAUGCGUGAAAAUAUCACCAAAGAAGGUGGCUUCAGCAACUGCAGCUCUGAUUACUUCUACCAGUUCCUCCGGGAACACAAAGGGGACUGCCUAUUUAACAAGCCUCGGCCCCAACAUCGCCUGCGUAGGAAUGCAGAGUGUGGAAAUGGUGUGUCGGAGGACAAUGAGGAGUGUGACUGCGGACCUGACUGUGGUGAUCACCGGUGCUGUGACCAAACAUGUAGGCUGAAGGAGCAUGCACAGUGUAGUGAUGGACUAUGCUGUUCUGAUUGCCAGUUGAGACAUAAGGGAUUCAUGUGUCGUCCUGCUCUUGGAGAGUGUGACCUCCCUGAAUAUUGUGAUGGUACCUCCGGAGAAUGCCCCAUAGAUCGCUAUAAGCAAGAUGGCACAGUGUGUGACAGAAUUCACUAUUGUUUUGGCGGCCGGUGUAAGAACCCUGAUAAUCAAUGUGUGGAUAUAUAUGGGUCUCCUGCAAGGUCUGCCCCAGAACACUGUUAUAUUUCCAUGAACACCAAAGGAGACCGGUUCGGGAACUGUGGCUUGUGGGCCUCGUCUAGGACAAAGUAUGUUAAUUGCUCUGAUGAUCAUAUAUUUUGUGGGAAACUUAUAUGUACAAAUAUUAGACGGAUACCAGCAAUCAAACCCCACCAUACUCUGAUCCAGGUACCCCACAAAGAUGACUGGUGCUGGAGCAUGGAUGCCUAUAACAUGACUGACAUCCCCGAUGAUGGAGAGGUGCAUAACGGCACUCUUUGUGCCCCACACAAAGUCUGCAUGAAUUACUCCUGCAUUGAUCAUGCCGUGCUCCAUUACGACUGUGAACCUAAUGAAAUGUGUAACGGGAGAGGAGUCUGCAACAACUUGAGGCACUGUCAUUGUGAGGCUGGCUAUGCACCCCCUGACUGCAAAGCUGCAGGAAAUGGGGGUAGUGUGGACAGUGGUCCCCCCGGACAAUCCACUGAUGAAAAUCUAAGUGCAGGAGGAAGUGGCAGUCCUACUAAACGUAAGACUCAAAUGAGGGCUCUUGGCAGCAUAAUUUUCAUACUCCCUGGAUUUCUUCUAGUAUUACUGUUCAUUUUAAUACUUUCCAUUACCCUUAGGGCUAGAACUGAGUCACUAGAGACGACAGGAGGCUCCUCAGAGGAGAUCUCAGAGAUCACAGAGACUACUGUGGACAAAGAGAUAACACAGCCCUUACAAAAGCAACCCACAAAUACUGAAGAGAAGGGUCCAGAGGAGGCUCCACGGGAAGACCCCCCACUAGAGAAGCCUUCCCCACCGGAGGAGGCCCCCCAACCACAGGAAGUCCCACCGCCAGAGGCCCCAGGAGAGCCUGCACCAUAAGAGGUAGCAGGUGAAGGACAGGAAUAACCAAAGACAGAAUAGUGGAGGAAGAAGUCAAAUACAUCAAAUACCUCAAGCACCGAGUGGGAAUGAGAGGCUCAUAGAGACAAAGAUGAAGUGAGAAUUGAGAGCUCCAGUGGCUCUAACUGGACUACAGGGUCUAGAGAAACAGUAACCUGGGAGGAGGGAACCCAGAUUUCAAUACUGCUUGUAGUACUUUGGUUACACGUUGAUAUAAGAACUCAUAUACAAAAUAUCCUGCAGUUUUGCUUUUUCUCAUUUCACGAAGCAAUUUUACUUAAGCUCUUCUCAUGGAUCAUUGCUAUCAAUGUCAUGUAUUGUGUUUGGGUCAAUAUCUGAACUCAAGUUAUUUUUCAGGGCAAUACCAUCUUCCAUCUACAUUGUUUGACACAGUGUAUUAUCAGUACCUAUGUCAUGACUGUCCCUGGAUUAUUCACCCAAGUCACAUCAAUGCAUUAUUUAGGAACAUUAUCUAUUGAGCACUCUUAUUGCCAUGAAGUUUCUAUUCAUGAAGUAGAGGUAAUUUAAAAUAAAUAAAUGGCAAUUUUUGGAUGAAGCAUGGCUUCAGACUCCAUG
Messenger RNA from Panthera uncia (snow leopard), 4553 nucleotides. RefSeq names its product disintegrin and metalloproteinase domain-containing protein 1-like. Lineage: Eukaryota; Metazoa; Chordata; Mammalia; Carnivora; Felidae. Gene Ontology annotation, molecular function: metalloendopeptidase activity. Gene Ontology annotation, cellular component: sperm head plasma membrane; external side of plasma membrane; plasma membrane. The transcript has a single exon. The record is from RefSeq and is a predicted model, not a curated record. Gene Ontology annotation, biological process: binding of sperm to zona pellucida; proteolysis; male gonad development. Bases 1413 to 3956 code for a protein of 847 amino acids.